AUGGGAAACUUCUACAACGGCACCAAAGGCUCCGACAUCAUCGGCCCCUCAGCCAACAACAAAUGCUCCAUCCACCACUGGGCCGAAAACGGCAUCGCCGGACGCGCCGUCCUCCUCGACUACCGAGCCUACGCCCACAGCAAAGGAAUUGUUUACGACUCUUUCGAACGCCACGCUAUCACCUACGCAGAGCUUGCCGCGUGCGGUAAAGCUCAGGGCAUAGACAUCCGCCCUGCCGCCCAGGGAGGCGACAUCCAAAUCGGCGACAUCCUCCUCAUCCGCAGCGGCUGGAAAGAAACUUACGACAGCAAGACGCCUGAGCAACGUAGCGCGGCGGGGCUCCGCCACGGGGACGGCAACGACGGGCAGAGGUGGACGGGCGUAGCGCAAGAGGAAGAGAUCCUAGACUGGCUGCACGACAGCUAUUUUGCGGCCGUGGGGGGCGACGCGCCUGCAUUUGAGGCGUGGCCAACGCAAAAGACGUGGCAUGUACACGAGUAUAUUCUUGCGCUUUGGGGCAUGCCGUUAGGGGAGAUGCUUGAUCUGGAGAAGUUGGCGCAAAAGUGUAGGGAGAGGGGGAGGUGGACCUUUUUCUUUACGAGUGCGCCGGCGAAUUGUCCUGGUAAGUGGUCCGCCUGGGCUAGGCAGGGGAGUAAUUGCUAA
Molecule: messenger RNA, 663 nt
Organism: Didymosphaeria variabile
Lineage: Eukaryota; Fungi; Ascomycota; Dothideomycetes; Pleosporales; Didymosphaeriaceae
Exons: 2
Coding region: 1-663 (220 amino acids)
Molecular function (GO): arylformamidase activity
Source: RefSeq, a predicted model, not a curated record